GGUAGAUCGACAUGUAGGUGUGUGAUACGAUAGAUUGUCCAAACGCACAUACAUACACACCGACACACGGAAGGGUACCAACGCAGAGAGAGCAAAGUGGACAACACACACUGUAUGUCUUGUCCUCCUCGGGACAACGAAUGCACAUCGCCGAAGUGCUCACACGACAACCAAUCCCCACCAUCCCAUACAUGUCUCUCACAGCGGAAAAGUGCAAUGCCCCCUUUGUCUACUGAUCCCCAGCUCCCCCCGUCUUGUCUCCUGCUGUCCGCUUGCGAGUGCCCUCCGCCAUGGCGGCCUCUCUCGCGUUACGCUUCCUGUUGGCGCAGGGUUGCGCGUAAUGCGAAUUUCGCCGCGUCGACUCAAAGACGACCUGCGAGUGCGCAGCGCCAAUUGGGAGGGUUUUCUGACGACAGACACAUCAAUCGAUUGAUGAGACGUGAGCACACCAUGCAUGAUUGUGGGCAUCUGUGUGGUUCCUUCCUACUUUGACGAGGCCUGCGUGCAGCCCGUACACAGCAGAGUAGCCCUUGACGUCCUCAAGUGCGUUUAUGGAGCUCCUGCCCCUCUGGAUGCGCGCCGUCCUGGCGCCACUGCCCCUCCUCCCUCCCUUGUCGCCACCUGCAUCGCCCGUCUGUCCCUCUUGAUGUCUGCUGUCUCUCUUUUUACUGGAGUGUCUGUGUGUGGGCGGGGCGGAUUUGCUGCUGGCCUGGUGUGCGGUGGGUGUCUGGAGGGGAGGGGGCCGCAUGGGGCUGUAUGCGGCUGUGGGGAGGGGCGGGAGGGUCUUGCGCCGACAAGACGAAGGCUGGCUUUCCUCUCUGUCUUGUGCUGGGGCGCUGGCUUGGGUGCACCUCCGCUGCUGAAGGUCGAUGUCCACUCUGGUCCACCUUCUCUGGUCGUGCUUCUCGCUCAGACGUCGGCAUUGCUCCUCUACCAGCCUGGCAAGCAAAUAGUGAGCGAGAGACGUGUGACACGUUGGAUUGGACAAGGCCAGCUCAGCUGGCGUUUGGUGGCUCUCUGACCUCUCUCUCUUCUCUUGAGCGUUCCUUUUGUCUUCUUCUUCCUGACGUCUCAGCUCCUCGCGCUCCAUGUCUCUGUCAGUCAACAUUUGGUGGGUGGCGCAAACAUACAUGGCUCGUCUCGUCGUUGAGUGUCUUCCCCUCUGCUCUUGAUUGUGUGUCUCAUCUCACCCACCGUUGGUCUUUGUGUGAAUGGUACUCUUCGAUCUCCCUCUUGAUCCGCUCGUGGUGUUUCCUCCGCCUGUCCUCCUUGUUGCGAAGGAAGUCCUGCCACUCCUCCUCCUUCUCCUGCUGUUCCUGCAGAGCCAGGAUCUUCUCGGCUGCCUUCCUCGCCUUGUACUCCUCCAGCUGAGCAAGCUUCAUCAGUUGCUGCAUCCAAGAGAGAGGUAGGCCAGUGGCGCUGCCUGUUAUGGCUGGUUGAAUGAAUCAUGUCUGUCUCACCUUUUCCUCCUCUUUGGCUUGGCGCAGCUUUGCUUUGAUGACCUGCUCGAGGCUGUUGAGUGCCAACAAGCACUGCAUGCAUAAAAGCAGCAAGCAAGGGAACCACUCGAUAGGGAGUGAGUGACGGCAUUCUUAAAUGCCUUCGUUCUAUUGUUUGUUACCUGAGGAGGCUCCUCCUUCGGCCCGAUUCUGUGCACCUUGAUCUUGCCGCUGCUCGACUGUACCAGCUCAUACCUCCUGGGUAGCGCCUUGAGAUACCCGCCAUCGAGCCGCUCAUCCUGCCUCCCUCUGCCCCGGCCCCUCCUGGCCAUUCUCUCCCUCACUUUGUUCCUCGGCGAAACUCGAUCUUCAAUGGCUCUUGCUGUCGUUGGCUGCUUGCCAACAUCCUCCCACUGCCUCUCGAGGGUCUCUAGCGAUCCCGUGAUGUCCUUGGCAACGGCUGAGGGGCAAGCGGCGAGGGGGUGGCGGUGCUCGUCGGAGAGAGGCACUUCGGUGAGAAACGCCGAUUGAGCCAGGGCGGCUGAGAAGGUCGGCUGGACUGCCUCGGUGCAUAUUGCCGGAGGCAGUCUCGCUUCGGGCUUGUCAGCGUACUCGACCAGCACCCUGCGAAGAGCGGAGCCAACGAUGAGAUCAGUGAGACAUAUUCAUGCGAGAAUCCGACACACCUUUCGUUGAUUUCUUCAUGCUCCGAGAAGGCGCAUGGCCUCGGCAGAGUGCAGAUUGCACAUCGGGGAGGCCAGCGAAAGGGCAUGUCCCGCUGGACCUUCUUGGCCAUCCGACGAAUCUCUGAUGCAAUGAAUCAACCAACACACCAACUCCCAUAUUGAUGCACACACUUGCAAAGUGGGUGUCUCCCUCACCUUCUCUUCUCGCUCGAUCCAGCGAUUGCCUCAACUCAUCCAGACUCUACAAGGACGAACAAAACGUGGUUUUCGUCAAUUCAUUGGGGCUCCCUUGCCGUGUCUAAUACCAGAGUGGAGAACUUCCGCACUGUCGUGCUUGGUGUCUGCCGCUCUGACUCUGUAACGGCAAGAGGAGCAGCGGGUGGCUGCUCACUUCUUUCCUCAGCCGUCACCGGAGCAGGACCGGCAGCGGCUGCGCUCUGCAUCGACACUGCCAGUGGGGUUGGCUGUCCCUCUGCGAGGGUCGGAGUCAACCGUGAGGGAUGGACCAGUUCCUCCUCUUCUUGCUGAACAAUCGACGGGGAAUGCAUCACAUCUUUGUUGAUAGGGGAUGUCUUACGUCGUUGGCAGCUCCGAUCGAGAGGCUUGAGGGUAGGCGUCGGUGAUCGGAGGCCCUCUUGGCUUUUCCACUGGCGCUUCGACGAGCCGCUGCAAAGGGCAUGUCUCGUACAAACCAAAGGCGUGCCAACCUGAUCGAUGUUUACCGUGGAGGUGUUUGCUUCGCUUCUCCUCUUCCUGCGACCGCUGCACCUCAGUGUCAGUCGGUGACGGCUCGCGAUGGCCCUCAAGAGGGAUCGGCACAAAGCCCCGCCGACGGAUGCGCUGAAGGCGCAGACGCAAUCGCCUGAGGCAAGGAGCCGAUCGAGACGCUUCCUUCAGGCGUCAUGGCGUUGAUGUCCUUAAGACUUACUUGAAGUCAUCUCUGAGUCGUUCGUGCAGCUCCAGUGAUGUGCCGCCCUUUCUCCUGAAGAUGGACGAGUCGAUGAGGCUCAUCCCAAGGGCGUCUCUCAGCCGAUUGUUGCCAUCUUCCAAAGCAGCCAGGUACGGCGCCAGACGCAACUCCCCAGCACUGAGAGAGAAAAAAGCAAAGCAGCCGCGUCUUUCUUUUGUCCAAAUGUGAAUCGUGCACUUGCGCUUACCGAGGGCUGCACGUGAGUGUGCGAAGCUGCUCUGCGAAGGUGAGAGCUUUCUGAGUGUCGUCCGCGCUUGCGCGUGCGGGGCUGAGAGUGAUGAUGCCGAUCAUCCGAGAAGUCCCUUCGAAAGAUUCCUGAAGGAUUCGAGUCAAGUGGGAGUCCUCCAUCUGCAUCAAUCAGAGACAUGUCAAAGACAUGUAUAGACAUACACGAUGACGAAUUGCUCCCUGUGUCUGAAUGCCUACGUUCAUGUGUACGUCUCUUCUCGAUCCGGCAGCAUGUGCAGCCACGCAUCGCUCCAGGUGGGAGAUGCCGUCGUUCAGGCGACUCAGCUCUUCGUGCGGAGAAGCACCAGCCUCACUGCAUCCACAUAAGACAGACACCCACACAGGUGUCUCUCAUGAGCAUUCCAUCAUUCAAUUCUGUGUCUCGCUCACAGUGUGAGGUCCCAUUCCUCCGACGUCCCGAGCAUCACGAAGAGUAUGCCGCCUCUGGUCACCUGCCAACGCCAUCUCUCUUCACCAACAUCGUCCACCACACGCGACUGCCGUGCCUUGUCGUUCUCGAUCGACGUCGCCGAGUCCCGCCUGUCUGAGCCCCCUUGCGGUGAGGGCGUCCGCAGAGUGGCAAAUUGGGGCGGCUGAGGUGAGGCGCUUCCCUGCUGCGAAGCACGCUCGCGCUCGACCAAGACCGACAGGUGGAUGCAUGUGUGGGAGCGGGCCGAGAGGAUCUGCCGAUCCCGAUGCCGCUCGCGGCGAUUCGAAUCGCCUGAUGCGGGCAUAUGGAAGCAGAUGAGAUUCCAUUUUUCACUGCAAACCUCUGUUCCAUAUAUUAUUAUUUCACCUUGUUGGAGAAAGGAAUAGGCGUCCUCUGCUUUCUCCACAACCCAGCUCGAUAGCCCCACAUAUUUGCCUCCCACCAGAUAGCUGCUCUGUGACUGGCUGCCGGUGUUGCCGCCGCCACUGGCCUGCUGCGUGAUGAAGGUCCCUUCCUCUGCCUCUUGAAAUGGUGCAAUAGGCUGGCAAGGGGGCGAAGAGGGCACCUGUAAGAGGUCGGUCACCGUCUCGUUGUAUAUCUCAAAAUACGACAAGGAGAGGGUCGCCUUGAAGGAGGAGGGAGACGCAGAUGCAGAUGACUUGAUCAGGUCCAGCAGAGCCCUGAAAAGCGCAAGACGCACGCCAUUUCCUUCCUUCAACAUUUUGAUUGCAUGCUUGUGCGCCCCCCCUCGCGGGAUGCUGACCUGAUAGUGCGAAAGACAAGCCCCUCGCUGUCCUUGGCAGCCCCGCCACCACUGGCAGUGUUGGGCGGCAGCAACGACGCACCCAUGCUCAAUCGCAGAGGCCCUUGGCCCCUCGGCGACGCACGAAAGGUGUCAGCAAGGGGCGAGGGGCUGCGUGAGGGGAUGUGGGAGGACUCGUUGAGCAAUUGCUUCUCGGACGAGGCGUCUCCCACUGACGUGCCGAAGAGUGUGUGUGACUUGCCGCUGCCUGACUGGCCGUAGAUGACGACACUGUGUGAGAAGCCGUUGAGCGUGGGCUCGAGGCAGUCCCGCACACACAUGAAGACCUCCGCAUGGUUCGCACGAGGCCCAAUCACGCCGUCGACCACAUAGCUGAACACAACAUACAAAGCUGUGAACGUACUCGGGGGGACCCUUGUCUGUUCACUCACUCUGGCAUACGUACCGCUGUUUGUUGGCACCUUUGAGGAGGCAAAUCUCGGCAGGUCCUGUGACUUCCACAGCGAGGGAGGCUGACAGGCCCCCGUCCUCCAGUUCGUCCUCUCGCAACGGUCGAAGCCGCACAUACGAACGUGCACGCGACCGAGGGUCAUCCAUCCUUCACAAGGAAGGCGUGUGUGUGGGGUUGUUGGAGGGCUCGAGUGACGAGUUGCA
Vitrella brassicaformis is the source of this 5170-nucleotide messenger RNA. The record is from the annotation of a GenBank genome assembly. Lineage: Eukaryota; Vitrellaceae.